Molecule: messenger RNA, 8241 nt
Organism: Ornithorhynchus anatinus (platypus)
Lineage: Eukaryota; Metazoa; Chordata; Mammalia; Monotremata; Ornithorhynchidae
Gene: DIP2C
Product: disco interacting protein 2 homolog C
Exons: 39
Coding region: 292-5160 (1622 amino acids)
Source: RefSeq, a predicted model, not a curated record
UGGCGCGGCUGCACUAAGGGAAGCUGCACGGGAGGAGAGCGGCGGGGCCGGGCGGGGGGCGAGACGACAAGAAGGAGGGAGGAAAAAAAAAAAAAAUCCCUGCAUUUCCUCCUCCUCCUCCACAUCAUCCCCUCCGCUGAGCACUCUUGGUCGUCGACGUCCACCUCCUCCACCUCCUCUCCCGUGCCCCGCUAAGACGGCGCCAGGACUGCAUCAAAAAAAAAAAAAAAUCUCUUGCAAACAAAGAGGGAAAAGGGGGUGGAGGGGGUUGGAGAAUUCUCCUAGGCGAGAAUGGCGGACCGCAGCCUGGAGAGCAUGUCUCUGCCCCUGGAGGUGAGAGCCCGGCUGGCCGAGCUGGAGCUGGAGCUGUCGGAAGGUGACAUCACACAGAAAGGGUAUGAAAAGAAGAGAUCAAAAUUAAUUGGGGCCUACCUACCACAGCCUCCAGCGGCGAAUGGAGCUGCCGCAGUUCGGUGUAGACUGCAGCACAGUGAAGGAGCCACGAGAAGAAUGCUGCGCUCCACCAACUUCGGGGUGUGUGACAUCCGAGAAGCAGCGGCCAGAGAACGGGCGGCCAGCACUGCAGGAACCCGGCCUCUGUUUUACUUUCGUUUCGGGGUCGACCAGGCCUUGCCGCAGGAACGUCGAACACCAGUUACCCCAUCCUCUUCCUCCCGCUACCACCGCCGCAGGUCCUCAGGUUCACGGGAUGAGCGCUACCGGUCAGAUGUGCAUACAGAAGCAGUUCAGGCAGCUCUUGCUAAACAUAAAGAAAGGAAGAUGGCAGUGCCUAUGCCGUCCAAACGCCGGUCGUUGGUGGUGCAGACAUCCAUGGAUGCUUACACACCUCCAGAUACCUCUUCCGGCUCAGAAGACGAAGGUUCCGUUCAGGGCGACUCCCAGGGAACGCCCACUUCCAGUCAGGGGAGCAUCAAUAUGGAACACUGGAUUAGCCAAGCCAUCCACGGCUCAACCACAUCAACCACUUCCUCCUCCUCCACACAAAGUGGCGGCAGUGGCGCUGCCCACAGACUGGCUGACGUCAUGGCUCAGACACACAUAGAAAAUCAUUCUGCCCCCCCUGAUGUUACCACUUACACCUCAGAGCACUCGAUCCAGGUAGAAAGACCACAAGGAUCUACGUCCUCAAGAGCAGCCCCAAAAUAUGGCAAUGCUGAACUUAUGGAGACUGGAGACGGAGUGCCUGUAAGCAGCAGAGUUUCAGCAAAGAUUCAACAGCUGGUCAAUACCUUAAAACGGCCCAAACGACCACCAUUACGAGAAUUUUUUGUAGAUGACUUUGAGGAGUUGUUAGAAGUUCAACAACCAGAUCCAAACCAGCCAAAGCCAGAGGGAGCCCAGAUGUUAGCGAUGCGUGGGGAGCAGCUGGGCGUUGUAACGAAUUGGCCGCCGUCAUUGGAAGCUGCGCUGCAACGAUGGGGGACUAUUUCACCAAAGGCUCCUUGCCUAACCACUAUGGACACAAACGGAAAACCACUGUACAUCCUUACUUACGGCAAACUGUGGACAAGAAGUAUGAAGGUUGCCUACAACAUUCUGCAUAAGUUAGGGACGAAGCAGGAACCUAUGGUGCGGCCUGGAGACAGGGUAGCACUUGUAUUUCCUAACAAUGAUCCUGCUGCUUUUAUGGUAGCGUUUUAUGGCUGCUUGUUGGCGGAAGUUGUUCCUGUCCCCAUUGAAGUGCCACUUACCAGAAAGGAUGCUGGAAGCCAACAAAUAGGUUUCUUACUUGGAAGUUGUGGAGUUACUGUGGCCUUGACUAGUGAUGCCUGCCAUAAAGGACUGCCAAAAAGCCCAACAGGGGAGAUACCACAAUUUAAAGGUUGGCCAAAACUAUUAUGGUUUGUCACCGAAUCUAAGCACCUCUCCAAACCACCUCGCGAUUGGUUCCCACAUAUCAAAGAUGCAAAUAAUGACACUGCAUAUAUCGAAUAUAAAACUUGUAAAGAUGGCAGCGUGCUUGGGGUGACCGUGACGAGAAUUGCACUGCUUACCCACUGUCAAGCUCUGACCCAGGCGUGCGGCUAUACAGAAGCCGAGACAAUUGUGAAUGUAUUAGAUUUCAAGAAGGAUGUUGGCCUCUGGCAUGGGAUUUUGACGAGUGUCAUGAAUAUGAUGCAUGUAAUCAGUAUCCCAUAUUCGUUGAUGAAGGUGAAUCCUCUUUCAUGGAUCCAGAAGGUCUGCCAGUACAAAGCAAAAGUCGCUUGUGUCAAAUCCAGAGACAUGCACUGGGCAUUAGUGGCACAUAGAGAUCAAAGAGAUAUCAACCUGUCUUCUCUCCGCAUGUUAAUAGUGGCUGAUGGAGCAAAUCCUUGGUCUAUUUCUUCCUGUGAUGCAUUUCUCAAUGUCUUCCAAAGUAAAGGCCUAAGACAGGAGGUCAUUUGUCCUUGUGCUAGCUCACCAGAGGCUCUCACUGUGGCCAUCCGAAGGCCAACGGAUGACAGCAACCAGCCUCCUGGUCGGGGGGUUCUGUCCCUGCAUGGCCUCACCUACGGCGUGAUUCGCGUGGAUUCAGAGGAAAAGCUCUCCGUUCUGACGGUUCAAGACGUGGGCUUGGUGAUGCCAGGAGCUAUCAUGUGUGCAGUGAAGCCAGAUGGAAUUCCUCAGCUGUGCAGAACAGAUGAAAUUGGGGAGCUCUGUGUGUGUGCAAUAGCAACGGGUACUUCAUAUUACGGCCUCUCAGGCAUGACCAAGAAUACAUUUGAGGUUUUUCCUAUGACAAGUUCAGGUGCUCCAAUAAGCGAAUACCCAUUUAUAAGGACUGGACUACUAGGCUUUAUCGGACCAGGUGGACUUGUCUUUGUGGUGGGGAAAAUGGAUGGCCUGAUGGUUGUGAGUGGGCGAAGACACAAUGCUGAUGACAUUGUAGCCACAGCUUUAGCAGUGGAACCAAUGAAAUUUGUGUACAGGGGAAGAAUAGCUGUGUUUUCAGUGACGGUCCUUCAUGAUGAAAGGAUAGUUAUUGUUGCAGAGCAGAGGCCUGAUUCCACAGAGGAAGAUAGCUUUCAGUGGAUGAGCAGAGUGCUACAGGCUAUUGAUAGUAUACACCAAGUUGGGGUGUACUGCCUCGCACUGGUUCCAGCAAACACCCUCCCCAAAACUCCCCUAGGUGGAAUUCACUUAUCGGAAACAAAGCAGCUUUUCUUGGAAGGCUCACUCCAUCCCUGUAAUGUGUUGAUGUGUCCACACACUUGUGUAACAAACCUGCCUAAACCUCGACAAAAGCAACCAGAAAUUGGACCUGCCUCUGUGAUGGUGGGGAACCUUGUCUCUGGGAAAAGAAUUGCUCAGGCUAGUGGCAGAGAUCUCGGGCAAAUAGAAGACAAUGAUCAGGCCAGAAAGUUCCUGUUCCUCUCAGAAGUUUUGCAGUGGAGAGCACAGACGACCCCUGACCAUAUCCUUUACACGCUACUUAACUGUAGGGGAACCAUCGCCAACUCACUGACUUGUGUCCAGCUACAUAAACGAGCCGAGAAGAUAGCUGUUAUGUUGAUGGAAAGAGGACACUUGCAAGAUGGAGAUCAUGUUGCCCUAGUGUACCCACCAGGAAUAGAUUUGAUUGCAGCAUUUUACGGCUGCCUGUAUGCAGGCUGUGUGCCAAUAACAGUCCGGCCUCCACACCCGCAAAACAUCGCAACAACUUUACCCACAGUAAAGAUGAUUGUUGAGGUGAGUCGCUCUGCCUGUUUAAUGACUACGCAGCUGAUAUGUAAAUUGUUACGGUCCCGAGAGGCAGCGGCAGCAGUAGAUGUCAGAACGUGGCCCCCCAUCCUAGACACAGAUGAUUUGCCAAAGAAGCGGCCUGCCCAAAUCUACAAACCUUCUAAUCCAGAAACCCUAGCCUAUCUUGAUUUUAGUGUAUCCACAACUGGAAUGCUAGCAGGCGUAAAGAUGUCUCACGCUGCCACCAGUGCCUUCUGUCGUUCUAUUAAGCUGCAGUGUGAGCUUUAUCCCUCAAGGGAAGUGGCGAUCUGUUUGGACCCUUACUGUGGACUUGGGUUUGUCCUCUGGUGUCUCUGCAGUGUUUAUUCAGGACACCAAUCAAUUUUGAUUCCCCCUUCGGAGCUGGAGACGAAUCCUGCCCUGUGGCUUCUAGCUGUGAGUCAGUACAAAGUCCGUGACACUUUUUGUUCCUAUUCAGUCAUGGAACUUUGUACCAAAGGCCUGGGAUCACAAACGGAAUCAUUGAAGGCCAGAGGACUAGACUUGUCACGUGUCCGGACAUGUGUAGUAGUGGCAGAAGAGCGACCUCGGAUAGCUCUCACCCAGUCAUUUUCAAAACUCUUCAAAGAUCUGGGUCUUCACCCUCGGGCCGUGAGCACGUCAUUCGGCUGUAGAGUGAACCUGGCUAUAUGCUUGCAGCCUCACAGGCUGGGGAAGCUGGCCGAGCAGGGGACAUCUGGACCCGAUCCGACCACUGUGUAUGUUGAUAUGAGGGCGCUGAGACAUGACAGAGUCCGUUUGGUAGAAAGAGGAUCUCCUCACAGUUUACCCCUCAUGGAAUCUGGAAAAAUACUUCCAGGAGUUCGGAUCAUCAUUGCUAAUCCAGAAACUAAAGGACCACUGGGAGAUUCGCACCUUGGAGAAAUUUGGGUUCACAGUGCUCAUAAUGCUAGUGGCUAUUUUACGAUUUACGGAGAUGAGUCCCUGCAGUCGGAUCAUUUCAACUCAAGACUGAGUUUUGGAGACACCCAGACCAUUUGGGCCCGGACAGGCUAUUUAGGAUUCUUGAGGAGAACAGAAUUGACAGAUGCAAACGGAGAGCGGCACGAUGCCCUGUAUGUAGUGGGCGCACUAGACGAAGCCAUGGAGUUGCGAGGGAUGAGAUAUCACCCAAUUGAUAUUGAGACGUCGGUAAUCAGGGCCCACAAGAGCGUUACAGAAUGCGCCGUGUUUACCUGGACAAAUUUGUUGGUUGUGGUGGUUGAGCUCGAUGGAUCCGAGCAAGAAGCCUUGGACCUUGUCCCCUUGGUGACCAACGUGGUUCUGGAGGAACACUAUCUGAUUGUCGGUGUGGUGGUGGUGGUGGACAUUGGCGUCAUCCCCAUCAACUCACGGGGAGAAAAGCAGCGGAUGCACCUGCGAGAUGGAUUUUUGGCCGACCAGCUGGAUCCCAUCUACGUGGCCUACAACAUGUAGCCUCAGAGCCGCGGUUCGGUUCCCCCAGGGACUUCACUCGAGAUGUAUACAUUUUUCUUGGUGUCCGCUAAAAAUGUGCAGAUCAGAGGGUGACGCUCAUCACAACGGAACUGUUUCUAGAACGGUGACGACUUUUCACAGCAGUCAUGAUUGGCAAGGAGAUAAAAAUGUGAUAUGUGUUUCUUUUACCACUGAAUUUUAGCUCAGAAGGACUUUGGGAUUACUGCCUUCAGUUGGAAAAGCCCAUUUUAAGACCUCUCCCCCCCGCCCCACUCCUGCCCCCCCUUUUCUGCCUUUUUUUUUUAGCUUAUUGAAGGAUAAUUAACUGCUUCCUACGUAAAUGUGGCUUUGCAUUUUCCGUUUAUAAGAUGAAAUAGCUUUUCUUUUCAGUUCUGCCCUCCAAGUAGGUCCCGUCUGUAGCAGUUUACAUAGUAAGACGAAGAAUGGUUUUUGUUCACCGUUUUAAUGUCAGCUCCUCCCCGCCCCCAAGGCCCUCCCAACCCCCGUUACUGGUUUAAGCCAUCUUUAGAUCCCAUCACUUUAGGAAGAAUAUGCUAAGGUACGAGAAAACUGCCCCAGUAGCACCUUCCAAUUAGAUUUCAGCAGCUUUCUUUGUCCUGAACUUGCUGCGGCAGCGGGCCGCGCGUGGCCACUGUCGUUAGCGUAGAGCGAGAAGGAAUUCUAUCCAAGGUGGGUUGCGGCAACGAUCUUGCAGAUAUCUUUGUACUAAACUAAAAAGAUAAAAUAAGUUAACCUCUUCAUAUGUAAUUAUGUACAAAAUGUUUAAUUUAUUUUGAUCUCUUUAGAAGUAUAAAAGAGAAGAACAUUCAAGAAUAUUACAGUCUUGUAAUGUUUGCUAAUAUAAAGGAGUGUUGUAUUAUCUUGCGUGGAUAGUAUCACAUCAGAUAUAUAUAUAUAUGAAAUAUAAAUUCACUAAUGACAAAAGAAGAUUUUAAAGUUUAAAUCGCAGAACUUGUCACUUGCAUGGUUUCUCCCACUGUACUGUAGAUAAUCCAGUGUUGUUCACACCAACUUUGUCUGAUGAAAAGCAAUCCUUGGUUGCCAGGAAUCCCUGUCGAAACGAUUCUUCUAGAUACCAGAUACCAGCAAGUGAAGUCAUUGCCGUCUCUAAGACGGUGAAUGCAUUUAAGGCUAAAAAAUGCACUAAAAGUUUUUUUUCCUUUGCCACGGAGGCAACAAUAAAUAUAUUUGUGCUGGCAUGUGCUUACACUUGUUAGACUUUAGGAGAGGCAGGUUGGCGAGUAGCACUGUUUCUAGCUGCAGAAAUUUGUUGCACAAUUUUUCAUCAUUUUUGUUGGGAUUUUUUUUGUUCCUGUUGUUGUUGUUGUUGUCGUACUGAGGAAUGGUUUUAUGUAGUCAUUUGCACCAAAUUCUAUCACCUCACCCCUCAGGUGGCCAUCCUUCCCGGCGGGCAAGGCGCGGUUCAGACCUAGGGAAGGAAUCUGUUGUCUCAGUGAUGGUAAUCUCUUCCCACCAGAGUCACUACAACCCAUCUGGCUAAAAGUCAGGUGAGUGUGUUGGCUGGGGAGUGAACACAGAAUGGGCUGCCUGCCCCAACCAUGGAUCUCUGAACACAUAGGAAUGCAUGUAGCCCACCUGCCUUCACUUGACCACCUGUGGAUAAAUAGGAGAGAUUCAAUUUCUACUUCAGUUGCCAACAUCUUCUCUCUCUUCUUCUUCUUCUUUUUUUAAUUUUCAGAGCUCAUUUGUACAUUAAAAAAAACUAUAUAUAUAUAUAUAUAUCCAACUUGCCCUUCUGCGGCCAAGAGCGUGGCUCCUUGCAGCCGGCCCAGAGUGGUUGAUUUUAUAACCAACCGCCCCUUAUACGUCCCCGUGAGAGCGUUCGUUGACCGGCUCACCACGACGGAGAUUGUUGUGGGGCAAGAUGUAGAACCUCUCUUUCUUACACUGGUAGGCAGCGUCUCAUGUCUGCCUUUGCCAGGUGUGUCUGGCGUCCUGCGGUAGGUCCUUCGCCAGAGAGAGUUUUGUUUGACUUCCAAGCUCCAAGUCUGAUCGUUUCAAAUCGUUUUCAAAAGAAGCAGCUUCCAGUCUGCAGCCACAGUGCAUUUGGCCCGGUCGGGGGCCUCUGAGUUUGCCAUCACCGUUUCGGGCGCCCCUUUACCGGGUGAUGAUUCCUCCCACGUGCUCCGUGGCCACAUCUCUACGUCUCGAACGACUCACGAUCCUCUGCUUCCUCAAAAAAGCUCCCUCCCUCACACACAGCAACCCUGUUUUAAAGGAAAGGCGGUGUAAGGUUCUGGAUGAGAUAUCGAUCGAUUAACAGACGUAAUUGCAGGGUGAGGACUCACUAGAGUGGAGUUCCGCAGCCAUGGACCUCAGUGCCGGCAAGCAGGCUUAGCUGUCUCAUAAGAAAGACACGCGAACCUUCCCCAAGUCAACUUUCCAUUCAUAGGAAGAUGCUGCCGUGCAGUUGUGAAAGCCGUUAAUGCCAGAUCUCUUCUGCAGCCCGUCGCCUGUGGUGUUCAGUUUUUAAGUUCGGAGACAUAAUGAAACUCAGUUUCUGGUUCUGUUGUGCAAGUGAAAGGAAGGAAAUGCUUCAGUACCACCAGAUUCAGCAAUAAAGAAGGAUUGUUCUGUAUUAGAAAUCGUACUGUAGAUAAACCAUUCAUGAGAAUGUAUAAAAUGUUUGUCUCGUGACCUUGUGCUUUUGAAGUCAGACAAAACCAUGUAAUCAAUUUGAUGCACAUGCACAAAAAGAGGGUACACAAUGAACAUUUAAACACAAACCGAAUCAAACAGGAGCAGAUUCCUCAUGGUGCUUGUUUAUUAUAUCUAUUUAAUCCUGCUUGACACUUUACCCAAGGGAAGACCUGUCCCUUUUCUCAGUUGAAUGUUAGCAGCGUUAUUUCAUAGAGUGUGGUGACUGGUUAGAGAAAUCCAUGUACUCAGCCAAUCACAGUUUCAAACAAAGAUUUUUAUGUGCAAAGGACAGCAACCUUCUUGUAUGUUAAACCACCAGUACGCUUUGUACAUCUGUGAUAACGCCUGUUUUAUAUUCAAAUGAACAAAUAAAAGCUUUUAUUUUUGUUGCUCUGAAAA